GACAUCUAUUGGCCCAGAAAGUGACCAAUCAGUGUCAGUGGAGGAACUUCGGAGUGGAGCUACAGGGUUAGAGUUUCGGAGUUGGGAGAGCGAUUUUGGCAUUUACACAAAGAGGACGGGCAUCUGUCCUCCUAAAGCGUUACCCGUGUUUUUUACAUGCCUGUCCAUUUAUAUCCUCUUCUGUAAGAACAUUGCGUUAGAGGCUCCGGGAUGUAUACGGCCGGACUCAACCCGUUUUACGCAUCAAAUUUUAGCCUCUGGUCUGCGUAUUGCGCCGGAGGCUUCGCUGUGGAUACAAUGAAGAAACCGUCGUUUUGCAUCGCAGACAUUUUGCAAGCUGGAGACGCGGAAAACAUCCCGGGGUCGUCCGCCCUCAUGGUGCACAUGGGACAUCACCACCACCGCGCUCAGCAGGCGCACGCCGGCAGCUCUCCCCUGCGCCCCUCUCCCGUAGCUCCUGAAUCCUCCGUGUUUGGUGCCAGGGUGAGUCCGGGGUCUCCGUACCACAGACACGGACUACAACUAACCUCAGUUUCCAGGACGGCGUUUAACUCCCAACAAGCGCCGCCGCCCUCAAGCAAAGACCUCAAAUUUGGAAUCGAUCGGAUAUUAUCUACAGACUUUGAUCCAAAAUGCAAAGAAAAGUCGUCGCUAAGAGAUCUCACAUCCAUUGUUAGCUCGAACCGUCAGUCAGGCAUCCACAUCCCCGUUCAGCCUCCGGCCAGCCAGUACUUCUCCUCCAUAGACCCCGGGAUGAGCGACGCGUCCUCCAUGAUGAGUUCACUAGGCAGCAGCAGCAGCAGCAGACACUCAGGCCAGCAUCAGUUUCAGGACACCUUCCCAGGUCCAUACGCCGUCCUCACAAAAGACACAAUGCCUCAGACGUACAAGAGGAAAAGGUCUUGGUCAAGGGCCGUGUUUUCAAACCUGCAGCGAAAAGGACUUGAGAAGAGAUUUGAGAUACAGAAGUAUGUCACCAAACCAGACAGAAAACAGCUGGCUGCAAUGCUGGGGCUCACAGAUGCUCAGGUGAAGGUUUGGUUCCAGAACAGACGCAUGAAGUGGAGACACUCCAAAGAAGCCCAGGCUCAGAAGGACAAGGAGAAGGACGAGAAGCCGGACAAAAGUCUCUCGGAGGCGGGCAGCAGGGACAACAAAGAGCCGAUGGAGUCCGAGUGCGAGAGCGAGGGCAGGAGUGAGUGUGAAUCCGACGAGGCCGAGGAGGAAAGCAAUGACGGACAUUUGGACAUUUCUGAUCACAAGACGAGCGUGAUCACGAGCGGGAGCGCGCAGACGGGCAGCGCGGAUCCUGCGGCCGCGUUCACAGACACAGCGACCACACAGGUGUUGAUAUGAAGGCAGGGGCUCCAUUUAGGUCACGAGCAAUGACAAUACUUUUAACAGAAGAUCCACAAUGAUUUAAAGACACAUGUGGAGAGUGUAGCAACUGCAACCAAAACAGGUCUGUUUACUUUAUGAGGAGGAGCAAAGAGACGGUUGGAUUUGUUUAUUAUUGUACGUGAUUUUCAGUCCAAUCAGAUACGGGGAGCACAAACAAAAUUAAGGUGUGAAAGUGAUAAGAUUUUGCCUACUUUUUUUUCUUUUUUCUUUUGACGUCUUACAAGACUAUAAUGAUAGGAAAUAAUAAUAAUAAAAACCACUUCAUAUAUAAAAUAAAAUGACGGACUUCCUGCCUCCCUCAGCACUCGGUUUCCCCUCAAAAGCCUCAGAGCGUCGAUGGUGUUUUCCUCUUCUAAAGGAAAUAAUAUGCGGUUGUGAAUUUUCUGUUUAGAGUAUGAACCACUCCUUUCACGUUGUGAAUGAAAUCUCAAAAGAUGAAGUGUCCAUGUGCCUAUUUGUUUUGUUUUAUAUAUAUAUAUAGUUGUGCUAUUUUUGUUAAUAAUUUGCACUGAAAAUAUUGUAAAUAA
Messenger RNA from Melanotaenia boesemani (Boeseman's rainbowfish), 1928 nucleotides. RefSeq names its product H2.0-like homeo box 1 (Drosophila) (gene hlx1). NCBI's taxonomy places the organism in Eukaryota, Metazoa, Chordata, Actinopteri, Atheriniformes, Melanotaeniidae. Gene Ontology annotation, molecular function: sequence-specific DNA binding; DNA-binding transcription factor activity, RNA polymerase II-specific. The record is from RefSeq and is a predicted model, not a curated record. The transcript has 4 exons. Gene Ontology annotation, biological process: regulation of DNA-templated transcription. The coding region runs from base 211 to 1356 and encodes 381 amino acids.